Molecule: messenger RNA, 1887 nt
Organism: Ruditapes philippinarum (Manila clam)
Lineage: Eukaryota; Metazoa; Mollusca; Bivalvia; Venerida; Veneridae
Product: probable methylmalonate-semialdehyde dehydrogenase [acylating], mitochondrial
Exons: 15
Coding region: 63-1664 (533 amino acids)
Biological process (GO): thymine catabolic process; L-valine catabolic process
Cellular component (GO): mitochondrion
Molecular function (GO): methylmalonate-semialdehyde dehydrogenase (acylating, NAD+) activity; malonate-semialdehyde dehydrogenase (acetylating, [NAD(P)+]) activity
Source: RefSeq, a predicted model, not a curated record
UUUGCUUAUAACACCGAUAAGGGGUCAAUACCCGAUAGCCAAUCGUUUUUCGAGAUUGCUGAAUGACCUUGAACCGGCUAAUUGGCAAGAAAAUGGCUUUGCUUCGACUCUCUUCUCCGUUCAAACAGGUGACAAAUUAUGCACUCAGGCACUACUCUUCAAGUGCUCCUGCCACAACAAAACUGUUCAUUGAUGGAAAGUUUAUAGAGUCAAAGACAAACAAAUGGAUAGAUCUUCAUAACCCUGCAACCAAUGAAGUCAUUACCAGGGUACCAGAGGCCACUCAGGAGGAGAUGCAGAGCGCUGUUGAUUCCUGUAAGAGAGCCUUCAAAACCUGGCAAGAUUCCACUGUCCUCACACGCCAGCAGUGUAUGUUCAAGUUCCAGCAACUGAUCAAAGAUAAUCUGUCAGAGAUUGCCAAAUUGAUUACUCUGGAACAGGGAAAGACUCUUGUUGACGCAGAAGGAGAUGUUAUGAGAGGGUUGCAGGUGGUGGAGCAUUGUUGCAGUAUAACGUCACUACAGCUUGGGGAGACCAUGUCCGGUAUCGCCAAGGGUAUGGACACCUACACUAUCAGGCUACCAUUAGGGGUCACUGCUGGUAUAACUCCCUUCAACUUCCCCGCCAUGAUCCCCCUCUGGAUGUUUCCAACGGCACUUAUUACUGGGAAUACGAUGGUUGUGAAACCGUCCGAGCGUGACCCCGGAGCUGUCAUGUUUCUUAUGCAGUUAGCUCAGGACGCUGGCUUCCCUGAUGGAACUGUGAAUGUAGUUCAUGGAGCUAGAAAUGCCGUAAACUUCAUCUGUGAUAACCCUGAUAUAAAAGCUAUAUCUUUUGUGGGAUCUGACCAAGCUGGAAAGUACAUUUAUGAAAGAGGAUCAAAGAAUGGAAAGAGAGUGCAAUCAAAUAUGGGUGCUAAGAAUCAUGGUGUGAUAAUGCCAGAUGCCAAUAAAGAGAAUACACUUAAUCAGUUGGUAGGUGCAGCAUUUGGGGCAGCUGGACAGAGAUGUAUGGCGCUGUCGACAGCAGUGUUUGUUGGCGAGGCGAAGGAAUGGAUUCCCGAACUUGUCGAAAGAUCCAGGAAGCUGAAGGUCAAUGCAGGUCAUGAGCCUGAUGCAGAUUUAGGUCCCCUGAUUUCACCCGAGGCCAAGAAGCGUGUUUGUGACCUCAUACAGUCGGGUGUAGACCAGGGUGCGCAGUUACUUCUCGACGGCAGAAAUGUCAAAGUGCCUGGAUACGAAAAUGGAAACUUUGUCGGUCCAACCAUCUUACAUAAAGUUGAUCCGACCAUGAAAUGUUAUGAGGAGGAGAUAUUUGGUCCAGUACUGGUAAGUAUGGAGGUAGAAACAAUGGACGAAGCCAUUGAUAUUAUCAACAAAAAUAGAUAUGGAAAUGGAACGGCCAUUUUCACAACCAAUGGUGCAACAGCAAGAAAAUACACAAUGGACAUUGAUGUCGGACAGGUUGGUGUUAACGUGCCUAUCCCAGUACCUUUACCUAUGUUCUCAUUCACGGGUUCUCGAGGCUCUUUCAUGGGAGAUACCAACUUUUACGGUAAACAGGGAAUUAACUUCUACACUCAACUGAAGACAGUCACUCAGAUGUGGAGAGAUGAAGAUGCCACUGUUACCAAGCCUGCAGUUUCUAUGCCAGUUAUGAAAUAAUCUGAACAAAAUGUGAAAACAAAUGUGAAAAUAUUACAAAAAUGUGAAAACAUAACGAAAAUGUGAAAAUAUUACAAAAUGUGAAAAUGUAUCAAACUAGGAAAAUACAAGAAAAUAUGUAAAAAAGUACAACAUUUCAAAAUGGGAAAACUUUAAAAAUGUAAAAACGAUACCAUUUCGUUAUGUGAAAUGGUAAAAAAAAAUGGGAAUAGGAACAAAAAGU